GACUCUUUUCCAUGGCAGCCCACCAAAACCUGGCCUUGAAGAUCUUCUGUUUAUGCUGCAAAUACUGUGAGGAGCCCAGUACCAUAGAUGACGGCAAGACCCCCAGUCAAACCCAAGAGCUUCAGCCGCCCAAGCAUGGUUUGCGGAAGGAUGAACUUGAUGGACAAAAUCCCAAGCACAAAAGCGCAACGCCCUGCAUUGUCCCAGGACAAUGCCUGAUCCGUCCAGGGAAGACAGCCUCCUGUUUCAGCAGCAGUGAGUUUGAGGAUGUGAAUUCACAUGUUUCCAAAAGAGGUUUUCACAAGAGAAACCUAAACCGCUACUCCCAGGAUCACUGGCCAUACCCGCCGUGCCGCAUUGGGAGACCCUGAACAUUCUAGACGGCUGCCCCCUCGCAGAUCUUUGAAGCUGCAUGGCUGCUGGAGUGCCUCCAGGAGGAAGAGGCGGUGAACAGGGGCCAUGAAGACCGAUUCGGAAACUCCCCCAGAGGAGGAGAAGAUGUCUGAACCACCCCCUGGGCCACCAGCGAGAAUCACUUCAGCUCCCAGAAAAGCCACUGCGGAGGAGCUGCCUCCAAUUAAAGUCUGGUGACAUCAAA
Molecule: messenger RNA, 598 nt
Organism: Sus scrofa (pig)
Lineage: Eukaryota; Metazoa; Chordata; Mammalia; Artiodactyla; Suidae
Gene: TEX48
Product: testis expressed 48
Source: RefSeq, a predicted model, not a curated record